Molecule: messenger RNA, 840 nt
Organism: Chenopodium quinoa (quinoa)
Lineage: Eukaryota; Viridiplantae; Streptophyta; Magnoliopsida; Caryophyllales; Amaranthaceae
Product: phosphoglycerate kinase, chloroplastic-like
Exons: 2
Coding region: 318-551 (77 amino acids)
Biological process (GO): glycolytic process; gluconeogenesis
Cellular component (GO): cytosol
Molecular function (GO): ATP binding; ADP binding; phosphoglycerate kinase activity
Source: RefSeq, a predicted model, not a curated record
UGAAAGGUUGUUCAUCAUCGGGUUUGGAUUUGGGGAGACAUUUUUAGGUGUCUACACAAGGCAAAGGGUGUGUCUCUUUUGUUGCCUUCUAAUGUUAUUGUGGCAGACAAGUUUGCUGUUGAUGCAAUUACUAUUUUUUCAUUAUUCUUUUUUUUUUUGUUACUGACAAUUAGUAUGAUGUGUGGCACAUUGUAGAUUGUCCUUGCAGCUAGAAUCCCAGAUGGCUGGAUGAGAUUGGCCUGGACAUCAGACCUGAUUCUAUUAAGAAAUUUAGUGAUGCUUUGGACACUAACCAGAUAAUCACCUGGAAUGGUCCCAUGGGAGUCUUUGAAUUUGACAAAUUCGCUAUUGGCGUAGAGGAUAUUGCAAAGAAGCUGGAGGAGAUUAGUAAGAAGGGUGCAACCACAAUUAUUGGUGGUGGUGACUCUAUUACAGCAGUAGAGAAGGUAGGAGUGGCAGAGGCAAUGAGCCACAUAUCAACUGGUGGUGGUGCUAGUUUGGAGCUGUUAGAAGGCAAAGAGCUGGUGGUGGUGCUAGUUUGGAGCUGUUAGGAGUGGCAGAGGCAAUGAGCCACAUAUAAGCUGGUGGUGGUGCUAAUUUUGAUUCUGUGUUGUUAUGCUGCUGCUUCUAUGCAGCCGUGCUACUGCUUCUGUGUAGUUGUGCUGCUGCUUCUGUGUAGUUGUGCAGCUGCAUAUGUUGCUCUUUAUUAUAGGUGGAUUUGGUGAAGUCUAAGGGUAAUUUAAAUGAAAUUUUCCCAUGUACAGUAUUUUGGUUUAUUUGUGUGUAACCUUGUAUUUUAUUUUAAUUUACUUUUUGGACGAAAAUUGUAAUAUUACUGUC